CGGAAGGAAUGUAUGAGCUGGAAAUGCUGGUUAACAAAAUGAAAUGUUUAGAUGUGGAAAUGCUUGACGAGCCCAACAACCGAGUCCCCAUGUUCUGCAUGGUAACCCGAAUGAGAGACCAUACAGGAUGCAUUCCGUGUGUGGUUCACAAAGAAAGAGGACAAGGCAGCACUCUUACCAGAAAAUCCAUGUUCAAAGACAGGCACUGGCCAAACAAAAGGAUUGGGCUCCCCCUGCAAACCGGACUAACAGGGCCAAACGACAAAGUGAAUUACAUCCCUCUGAGCUCUGCGGCAGCGCGCCGGAGGCAGGGGCGGCCGCGGACGCCGCAGCGCCACCUCGCAGACAGCUCUGUCACUGGCCGUGCGCCUGCCCUCGGCGGAAGCCCCGCUGCCCGCCCGGGGUCAGCUUGCUGCGGGACGGCUGCGGCUGCUGUAAGGUGUGCGCCAGACAGCAGGGGGACGUCUGUAAUGAAGCCGACCUCUGCGACCCCCACAAAGGGCUCUACUGCGACUACUCGGCCGACGGGCCUCGGUUCGAGACCGGGGUGUGCGCGCACCUUCUAGCUGUGGGAUGCGAGUUCAACAGGGUACAUUAUCGUAAUGGCCAAGUCUUUCAGCCCAACCCCCUGUUUAGCUGCCUCUGUGUGAGUGGGGCCAUUGGAUGCACACCUCUGUUCAUACCAAAGCUGGCUGACAGUCGCUGCUCUACGGCUAAAGGUAGAAAGAAGUCUGAUCAAUCCAACUGUGGCCUGGAACCAUUCCAACAGCAGCUUUCAACAAGCUACAAAACAAUGCCAGCUUACAGGAAUCUCCCACUUAUUUGGAAAAGAAAAUGUCUUGUGCAAGCAACGAAGUGGACCCCUUGCUCCAAAACAUGUGGGAUGGGAAUAUCCGAUCGGGUCACCAAUGAAAAUAGCAACUGUGAAAUGAGAAAAGAGAGAAGACUGUGUUAUAUUCAACCUUGUGACAGUAAUAUAUCAAAGAGAGUAAAGAUCCCCAAAGGAAAAACAUGCCAACCUACUUUUCAACUCCUCAAAGCUGAAAAAUUUGUCUUUUCUGGAUGCUCAAGCACUCAGAGUUAUAAACCCACUUUCUGUGGAGUAUGCUUGGAUAAGAGAUGCUGUGUCCCUAAUAAGUCUAAAAUGAUUACCAUUCAAUUUGAUUGCCCAAAUGAAGGGUCAUUUAAAUGGAAGAUGCUGUGGAUUACAUCUUGUGUAUGUCAAAGGAACUGCAGAGAUCCAGGAGAUGUAUUUUCUGAGCUCAAGAUCCUAUAAAACCUAGUAUAUAUGGGAAAAGUUAAGUUCAGAUAUUUACUGAAUGCCUACAAUGUGCCAGGCACUAUUCUAAGUGCAAGAGAUCCAGCAGUGAACAACAAAAAUUUCUACUCUAAUGGAGCUUACAUUCGAUCUUGGGUAUGUGACAGCAAGAAGAAUAGAAGAUUCCUUUAGGGAAUGG
Messenger RNA from Ailuropoda melanoleuca (giant panda), 1457 nucleotides. RefSeq names its product cellular communication network factor 6 (gene CCN6). NCBI's taxonomy places the organism in Eukaryota, Metazoa, Chordata, Mammalia, Carnivora, Ursidae. The record is from RefSeq and is a predicted model, not a curated record. The transcript is spliced from 8 exons. Gene Ontology annotation, cellular component: extracellular matrix; extracellular region. Gene Ontology annotation, molecular function: integrin binding; heparin binding. Gene Ontology annotation, biological process: cell adhesion; positive regulation of cell differentiation; signal transduction. Bases 128 to 1276 code for a protein of 382 amino acids.